Molecule: messenger RNA, 969 nt
Organism: Mytilinidion resinicola
Lineage: Eukaryota; Fungi; Ascomycota; Dothideomycetes; Mytilinidiales; Mytilinidiaceae
Product: TLD-domain-containing protein
Exons: 3
Coding region: 1-969 (322 amino acids)
Biological process (GO): response to oxidative stress
Cellular component (GO): nucleus
Source: RefSeq, a predicted model, not a curated record
AUGCCGACCGACACAGAUUCCGAACCGUCCCUCUCCUCCCAGUCCCAUCCAUCCAAGUCCUCAUCCUACUUCACCUACCCCGUAACAUACGCUGUAUCUGGCCUCCUUCGCCGCUUGUCAACCGAGCCGCAUAAUUCCAGGGAGAAUUCCUCUGGAACGCCCAGUCUAAGCCAGAGCCUCGACAGUAUGAACGGCGUCUACACUCCCCCGCGGCGGCACGCGUCGCCAUUCCAGCCUCCUCCACUCACUCCACUUACCUUGAAGGGCUACAAAUCCAACACGACACAGUCUUCGAGGCUACUAUCAAAAGCUCUGGCAGAGGAGAUCCGGUUACUGGUGCCGCCGCGAUUACAACUAGUGGACGACUGGAGCCUGAUAUACAGCUUGGAGCAAGAUGGCGUGAGCUUAGCAACACUAUACGAGAAAUGUGAUGAGUAUAGGGGAAAGAGGGGUGGUUUCGUGCUAGUUGUUCAAGAUGGGGACGGUGGAACAUUCGGAGCAUAUCUCAACGAGUCCCCCCAUCCAUCGCCGCACUUCUUCGGCACUGGCGAAUGUUUUUUAUGGCGCGCCCACAUCCUCACGUCUAUACCGACUACAUCAUCUCUCCCGCCGCCUCCUAGCGCCGAUACCACCAAUGCACAACGAAUGGCGACAGUUGCACACCCCAAACCUGCGAGCUCGCUGAGCCCUCAUUCUUCUGUCCAAGGGAGUAGUCGGAGUGGAACAAGUACACCAGAGAGAAUACGGUUCAAGGCGUUCCCUUACAGUGGGGUGAAUGACUAUUUAAUAUUCUGCGAGCAAAGCUUCUUCAGUGUUGGGGGAGGGGACGGUCAUUAUGGCUUAUGGCUGAAUGACAACUUGGAGAAGGGAGUGUCAAGCUCUUGUCCUACCUUUGGGAACGAACCAUUAAGCUACGAGGGUUCGAAGUUCGAGGUAAUGGGAGUUGAGCUUUGGUAUAUUGGCGCAUGA